UGACAUAAGAGGGAGUGCCAUAAAGAACAGUGUUUUCUGCCAUGUUUUCCCAAAUUAUGGUUUCUGGAAAAUGGAGCAAUAGGCAUCAAAAGGUAUUGAAAACUUGAAAUCUGAUCCUUAAUUUGCAACAGAACCGCAUGCAUAGUCACAUAACUUUAUGAAGAAAAAGAGCUGGAAGUCCGAAAGAUUCGUCAGUGAUUACAACAUUCGACAUGUAUCAGAGUCGGAUCACCAUUGUGCUUUUUGUGAUUCUUUUGACCCGGUUCAGCAUUGGUGUCAUAACAGAUGUGCAUCUUGUUGGCGGUCCAGAUUCUAAUAAAGGGACCAUUGAGAUCAAGAUAGACAACGGGACAUGGGAGACAGUAUGUGGUAAUAACACUAAUUACACUGAUGUCAUGUUGAUCUGCCAAAAAUUGGGAUUCAAGGGAGCAAGCAGGGCAAUACAGGAGACGCCUUAUGGACAGAAUUCAACUCCAAACCAUGGGUUACUAUGUGAUAAAGAUGAUACCAACCUGUCUGAUUGUUCGGUAGCAAACUCAACGGAAUGUUCUGUAGCAGCGGCAGCUUCUUGUCAUGGUGAGGGAUAUCUUGGAUGCUUUUUGGAUAUGAGGUUUGACCAGGUGUUGUCAGGCGAAAGCCUAAUAGAUAAAUUGAUGACCAUUUCUUAUUGCAUCCAAUUCUGUAAUGAGUCUACCACGGCCAACUAUACAUUCGCUGGUGUUGAAUACAGAGAUGAAUGCUACUGUGGUGAAGCCAGUGAUAACUAUACUAGACAUGGAGUGAGAGCAGAUGAGAAGUGCCAACUUGCAUGUUCAGGAGACAGUACCGAGAGCUGCGGGGGAGACGGGCACAUAACUGUCUUUAGAAUUCACACUGAGACCAGUGAAACCACAUCUACUAUUGGGUCAACGUGGUCUACAGAGGAGAUACAAGAAGAAAGCCCCCAAACGGAAGUGAUGACCUAUCAACCAAGUUCUGAUAAGACCAGUGAUCAUAGUCCAAGGGACGAGCUGACUUCAUCACCACUGACCACAACCUUCUCCCCGACGCUCCAGCAAUAUUGUAACAGCUCUUAUUUUGGUGCUGUAGUUGGUGAAGGUGUUGUCAUCAUUAUCCUUAGUGUCCUUCUCAUCGUCUCGGUAAUAUACAACAUUCGAAUCCGAAAGAUGAUGAAAGACUCUAACAAGGAUCAGAAGACACAACAUGUGGAUUUGAUUCAGUCAUCAAGUUCGCCUGAAAGUGAUACAAGUUUUUAUCGGAAUAUUCAGGAUAUCAGGGAAUCGGAUCCAUCGGCAACAUCUGACGGCGAUGGUUACUACUCCUCUCAGAUAUACAAAUAA
Lytechinus variegatus (green sea urchin) is the source of this 1340-nucleotide messenger RNA. RefSeq lists its product as uncharacterized. The coding region runs from base 213 to 1340 and encodes 375 amino acids. The record is from RefSeq and is a predicted model, not a curated record. The transcript is spliced from 8 exons. Gene Ontology annotation, cellular component: plasma membrane. Lineage: Eukaryota; Metazoa; Echinodermata; Echinoidea; Temnopleuroida; Toxopneustidae.